AUGGCCUGGUACAAGGGGCUGAUGCUAAUUGCAAUGGCAUCUAUGGCCAUAUUGUCGGCUGCAUCACCACAAAACAAGACGGAUGCCAUAGUGAUCUAUGGACCAGAUGAGCUCAACAGUCAAGUUUCCUGCGAGUUCCUCGACUGCCUUGAAAAUGCUGGAAAAGACUACAAUCUCUACGUUGACGACGGGGAUUUAGUGGUGAUUCCCGCAGAACGUCGAGAGGUUGACUUUGACGGUGAAGAUGAAGCUCUUUUCAAGUGUAUCCAGAAAGUGAAUCACUUAAUGCAAAUAGUCGCCGAGGACACCAUAAACGGUCAGGACGAGCAUAAGUAUGCUACGCACCGACAGUUAGCCACGCAUGAGUGGUUGACUGAGAACGGUGCGCUGGGAAGGAAGCCAGUUGGAACGCGGCCUCGAACGGUCAAAUCUCACAAUCAGACCGAAGCCAGUAUCACUAAGAGAGAUGAACUUCUUUAUUGGACCUUCUUAUCUGAUUAUAAGAGAUGCGAAAGCCUCACCGACCAAUAUAAAGAGCCCGAAGGCUGCCACAGUUACAUGCAAGCAUGGGAAAGUGCCCAGUUCGAGAAUCCAAGUUACGACUCGGCAUGCACUUUCGAGACUGCUAGCCGGAAAUCGCGGGGUAAGAAGCAGGGGCCCAAUAAUGAAGGCUUUGAAGCCCUACAAUCUCGGAUGAAACAGCUUGAGGAGAAUCUCAGCCAAGCUCUACAGGAAAUCGACGAGCUCAAAGGACACGCACCGCAAGGGGCAACGGCGAGUUCUCUCGACAGACAAGUCCUAGUUUCCAAUCUCCAGGAGGAGGGGGACGUUGAUUUCCUGAACCAGGCACUCUACGACGGAUCACUGGACUUGCCGCCGCUGCAGGAGACUUUGCCCGCUGUAGAGAAAUACCUGGCGACGGUCAAUACCAUUCUCCCACUUUUUCACCCUGACAGACUGCUGCAUUCGCUCAAAAGCUGGUACGACACACCUCUUAUGCAGAGAGACUGCGUUACAUGGGCAGCGAUAAACGUGGUUCUCGCUCUAGCCCAUCGCCAAGUUCCCCCCGACCAAGCGAUGCUGCCGAACAAAAACACGGCCCACUACCUGUAUAAGGCGCAGUCGGUACUGACAGAGGUUAUAAUGGGCAAAACAAAUCUUGUCAACGUCCAGCUUCUCCUUGGAAUGGUUAUGCUGUUUCAAGGAACUCGGAAUUUGAAACCGGCGACCAUGUUGAUCGCUGUUGCUCUACGCCUUGCACAUGAACUGGGGCUGCACACUCGUAUGAGGUCCGAAAGUCUCGAUAAGUCAACUGCUUUGGAGCGAGAUCGUGUCUUCUGGAUGGCAUACCUUCUCGAUAGGGACAUAAGCAUGCGGACCGGGCAACCCCCUGUACAGCUAGAGACCGAUAUCGACCUCGAAUUGCCUUCAGACGAGCCUGAAGAUGGCGCUGGACUUGUCUUCACCGCUGACAGCAGUUCUUGCUUUAAUUUUUUCCGUGCUCGGGUGCAACUCGCUCGCAUUCAGGGGAUGGUUUACGAGCUUAUGCUUUCUAUGCCCGCCAAAAAAUUGGACUCGUACCAGCGAGGUGAAAAUAUGGCACGGCUUCACUAUGUGUUGGACGACUGGGCUUCUCAAAUACCGCCACAGUUUCGAGUUAACGCUCUACUCGGAACUUGUGAGCCGAGCUCGUUCAGGAACUUGGGUAUCCUCUACGCCACCCAUCUCUCAUGCCGGACUCAAAACGAAAAGACCCCGCAUUUGUUUGAAGAAAUGCAAACCACCCAAGAAAUCGGUCCAUAUACCCCCAUCAUGGCCUCACCUCCCCUACCCAGUUUUGUCUCCUUCACCAAGUCAUGGCACAGCGAACCUUGUCCGUUCAUUUCCCCGACAAGACCAGAACUUUCAGCAGCUGGGAAAAACGUUGUUGUCACAGGAGGAGGCACGGGAAUUGGCAAAGCUACUGCCAUUGCGUUUGCCCAAGCCGGUGCCAAAUCCGUUGCAAUUGUUGGUCGAAGACUCGACCGCCUCGAAACUGCUGCAAAAGAAAUCAAGCAGGCAGCAGCAACAACAGUACAAGUCCUCUUAGAAACCGGCGACGUGACCCAACUCUCAUCCAUCGAGUCCGCCCUGACCAAAAUCGUGAAAAAGGUCGGCAAGAUAGACAUAUUCGUUUCCAAUGCCGGAGUCCUGCCAGAAGAAGCCCCCGUGUUUGGCUACAGCGAGACAGAACUACGAAAAAGCCUCGAGGUUAACGUAAUAGGCACAUUCAACUCCCUGCAAGCGUUCCUCCCUUUAGCAGCGUCCUCUGGCGCAAAACUGUUCAACAUGAGUUCUGGUAUUGGACACUGGGCUCCCUUACCCGAGGUGCCUGGGGUUUUUGGAUAUGCAGCUGCAAAAGCAGCAGCGUUGAAGAUUGUAGACUACUUUGCGUCUGAGAAUCCGGAUAUUCAUGUUGUUAAUAUCAUGCCUGGCAUUAUAGCCACGGAAAUCAACCCUAAGAUCACCGUUGGGCCGGAUACAGUGGAAUUACCGGCUCAUUUUCUCGUGUGGCUUGCAUCAGAAGAAGCGAAGUUUCUCAAGGGCAAGUUUGUCUGGGCAAACUGGGAUGCCCAAGAGCUCAUGGCUCGGGCAGACGAGAUUCAAGGAUCAAUGCUUUUGAGGGUGUCCUUGAACGGUGUUGACAUGUAA
Molecule: messenger RNA, 2691 nt
Organism: Talaromyces rugulosus
Lineage: Eukaryota; Fungi; Ascomycota; Eurotiomycetes; Eurotiales; Trichocomaceae
Exons: 5
Coding region: 1-2691 (896 amino acids)
Biological process (GO): DNA-templated transcription
Molecular function (GO): zinc ion binding; DNA binding
Source: RefSeq, a predicted model, not a curated record